Messenger RNA from Blastomyces dermatitidis ER-3, 2730 nucleotides. RefSeq names its product glycosyl hydrolase family 76 protein. The transcript has 3 exons. The coding region runs from base 603 to 2018 and encodes 471 amino acids. The record is from RefSeq and is a predicted model, not a curated record. Gene Ontology annotation, molecular function: mannan endo-1,6-alpha-mannosidase activity. NCBI's taxonomy places the organism in Eukaryota, Fungi, Ascomycota, Eurotiomycetes, Onygenales, Ajellomycetaceae. Gene Ontology annotation, biological process: fungal-type cell wall biogenesis; carbohydrate catabolic process.
CAAAUACCAAGAAAGUGUCUCAGCCCAGCUUCUGACCACAACAACUGACGCCCGCCUAACUUUCUAUCUCCAUCUCCGGCAUUACAUAUCUCCUCUGUCUCUCGACCGACCACCAUCUGUCCGCCAGCUUCCCUACCCUACCAGCACACCCCCGUCUCCCGUCCGUUUCUCAUCUAUCAGCUUCACUCGUUUCAUUCAUGUUCCCUUGCUGCCUGGAUAACUAUAUUGCUGGUUGGUAACACAUGGUUUUGUCCUAUCAUCGUCACUCAGAAACUCCUCCAUCAGACUCCCCUCCCCUCCUUUUCCUCGCCUCUCCUGUCCUUGAGCCCGCAGAAUUGUUCAACAACGGAUCUAGAAGCCUCUUUUGCGCCUCCUGUUACCGACCUUUGCAUCUUCGUGUUUGGCACACUGAACUCGAGUCCAACAGCGGAACACGGCUGAAAACUCCAUCUACUCUUAGAACCUCAAUAACCCUUUCGCAGAUGUCCACCUGAACAUCACUUUCAAGCGCUACACCCGCCCUCGUCUGCUCCCUGGACGACCGGCACCUCUGAUAUCAUCUCAGACCUUCGUUCCGCGUUAAAUUCUUCGUCGUUUUAACGAUGAAACUUUUUCCGUCCGUGUCGUCGGCUUUGGCAAGUCAAUCAUGCACGACCUUCCUAUUAUUUACAUUGCUAGGGGCCCAGGUGGCUCAGGCUCAGACACCAAUUCCUUUGGACAUUAAAGACCCAGCUUCGAUCAAGAAUGCGGCGAAAACGGUUGCAGAGAAAAUGGUUUCCUAUUACACUGGUUGGAGACCAGGAGACGUGCCUGGUAAUUUGCCCGACCCAUACUACUGGUGGCAGGCCGGCGCCAUGUUCGGCGGCUUGGUUGAUUACUGGUACUAUACCGACGACGACCAGUUCAACGAUAUUACAAUGCAGGCAAUACUUCAUCAAGUUGGGAGAAAUAAAGACUUCCAGCCUGCUAACCAGUCCCAGACCUCGGGAAACGACGAUCAGGGGUUUUGGGGCAUAACUGCUAUGGGUGCCGCGGAGGCGAAAUUUCCGAAUCCCCCCCCCGACCAACCGCAAUGGCUUGCUUUGGCUCAAGCAGUUUUCCAUACACAAGCAGAGCGGUGGCACAAUGAGACCUGUAAUGGCGGCCUGAAGUGGUCCAUUAACACCUGGGGAACUGGCUGGCAUUACAAAAAUACCAUUUCAAAUGGAUGCUUCUUCAAUCUUGCUGCUCGACUUGCGCGGUACACAGGGAAUGAGACGUACUUCAGGUGGGCAGAAUCAUCCUGGAAUUGGGUGAGUGGCGUUGGACUCAUUAGCCCAAAGUACGAAUACUUCGAUGGCGUAGACGAUGAUAACAAUGUAAACUGCACCAAACGCAAUCCCAUCCCUUGGACUUACAACGCCGGUGUCUACAUGUCCGGAAUUGCCGCUAUGUACAACAUGACAACCGGCGAGGAACAGACGGCCUGGAAAGAGCGCCUUGAAGGAACUAUCAAGCAAACAGAAACUACUUUCUUCCCGGAACGCAAGGGUCGAAUCAUGACUGAAGUCGUCUGCGAGGACGCUCGGGAAGAUAAGUUGUGUGAUACCGACCAGCGGUCGUUCAGAGCUUACCUUUCCCGCUGGAUGGGUCAGACCAUCAAGCUUGCCCCAUUCUCAAAACCCCUGAUCGCGCCAAUGCUGGAGCGGUCCGCUGAAGCUGCCGCGAAGCAGUGCAGCGGGCCUGACCAUGUGUGUGGCUUGCGCUGGUCGCGGCUCGCCGAGUGGGAUGGUUUAAACGGCGUGGGCGAACAAAUGUCAGCGCUGGAGGUUAUCCAAAAUAACUUGUAUGAUCUUGUUUCCGGCCCCGCGGACGAGAACACCGGUAUCAGCAAGGGUGACCCCAAUGCGGGAAGACGUGAUCAUGAUGUACCCAUUGAAUUCUCUGAAAUUACAACUGGCGAUAAAGUUGGUGCUGGCUUUGUGACGUCGAUAAUCUUGUUGGGCAUUCUUGGCGGUGCGUGGUGGUUGAUUGCCUAAACCAGGACGGAAAUAGUUGGGCGUAUGGCGGAAUCAGCGGCGUGUUAAUUGAAUAUUGAAGGAUCAAGCAAAGGUAGAGAGAGAAAUCCAGAAGCUUCGCUCAAGACUCCUUAGUAUUUUCUGUCGCUUCUUGCCACCGCAACGCCAUUCCUAUUUCUGAUAGCGACAUCUCUUCCUUUCCGGGUGAGAAGGUGGACGAAGACGAGUUACCCCAAUGAAGCAGUCACUUUUUCUCCAUCUUCCUCUAUUGUUGUCAUGUUGGAAUUGACCUUUCAACGUUGCGUUUUCUCCCCCCCCCCCUCCCUUUUCUUUUUUUUUUCGUUUUUUAUAUAUUUUAUUUUUUACUCUCUUGCGAAUCGAGUGGGAACUGGGCGUCAUAUCAGGGUAUUUUUCUUAUCGAUUUCUCUUUUUCCAAUUGCUUAACUUCACACACAACCUCUAUUCAUUUAUUUAUCUAUUAUUCUAUAUUUAUUUUUAUAUCCCUGCGUCAUAUGUCGUUUUUCACCAUCUAAUCCCACUUCCCAUUCCUCGCAAAUGUCCUCGUCACUUGAUUCCCUUCUUGUCCUUGCAUUCCUUUUCUUUUUUUUCUCUACCCUCACCCCCUCUUCCUUUUCUCCUUUCUCUGUAACUUAUCCUGGUUUGGGCCCACAUGGGUUAUUUUGUAACGCUACCCGUCGCAUUUUCAUACAAGAUUUUCUAUCUUUUUUUUUUU